AUGGAGCAACCAAUGGGAGACGAAGAGAAGAACUCUCAACCUUCGACGUCAGUUAAAUCGAAGCCAAGCUCGACAUUGCACCCGCCGAAAAAUGCUUUCGAGCGUUUCAAUGCCCGCCUGGGUCGGUUAAAUUUCUUCGAGACGCGUGGUAUCGAGCGCGUUCCGCUCGAUGAGCGCAAAGCCAAAGUAACCUCGGCGGACUAUAUGGAGAUGGCUCUGAUGUGGUUCAGUGUGAACAUCACGGCCAACAACAUGGCCGUCGGUAUGCUCGGUCCGUCGAGCUACGGGUUGGGCUUUGUCGACUCCGCCCUUUGUGCAACUUUCGGCGCUCUGCUGGGUGCUGCUGGUGUUUCAUAUAUGGGCACGUUUGGCCCUGCCAGUGGAAACAGAACUAUGGUCGUGGCUCGGUAUUUCAUGGGUUACUAUCCCAGCAAAAUAUGCGCGCUGUUGAAUAUUGUAAUCAUGCUGGGAUACGGUAUGGUCGACAGUAUUGUCGGUGGACAAGUUCUCUCCGCCGUCGCGGGGAACAACAUGACCGUGUCUGUAGGCGUGGUUAUCGUCGUGAUAGUCACCUGGGUUGUUGUGCUGUUCGGCAUGAAGAUAUUCUAUAUCUAUGAGCGAUGGGCCUGGGUCCCUCAGCUGAUUGCCGCCUUUAUCCUUGUUGGUAGCGCUGGUCCCAAAUUCGACACUUCAAUCGUGUCUACGGGUUCGGCGCAAACAAUUGCCGGCAAUCGCCUCUCCUUCUUCUCGCUCUGUCUCUCCUCAUCCGUUGCCUGGGCUCCCGCCGGCGCAGACUUCUAUGUCUACUUCCCCCCAACACCAAGAAGACUCGGCUCGGGCGUGGUGACUCAUCCUGAUUGGGAAGCCGCCCACGCCAUCUCCUCUGGUUCUCUGAUCCUCGCCGGCUACAACGGACUAGGCGACUUCGGCAAGUUCCUAGGCGUCCUAAUUGCGCUAGGUCAGAUCGCGAACAAUGUCGCGGGAACUUACUCCGCAUCCUUGGGCUUCCAGAUGCUGGGUCGCUACCCGGCCAAGGUUCCCCGGUGGGUGUGGACCUGCGUCGGCGUCAUUAUCUACCUCGUCUGCGCGUUAGCGGGUCAGAAUAGUCUAUCCGAGAUUUUCGAGAAUUGGCUCGCUCUGAUGGGCUACUGGGUUUGCAUAUACCUUGUAAUUGCUCUGGAGGAACAUUUGAUCUUUCGCCCAUCCAGAGGCUUUGAUUGGGCGGAUUGGAACAAUCGCUCGAAAUUACCUCUUGGUCUCGCUGCGCUGGCGGCUUUCUUGAUCGGCUGGGUUGGUGCCAUUAUUUCUAUGGAUGAGAUAUACUUCGUCGGUCCAAUUGCUAAGAUGAUUGGCGAGAGGGGCUCGGAUCUUGGUAUCUGGGUUGGUGCGUCGUGGGCCAUGUUGGUAUAUCCCGGACUGCGGUGGCUGGAGCUAAAGAAGUUCAAUCGUUAA
This is a messenger RNA of Penicillium verrucosum, 1452 nucleotides long. RefSeq lists its product as uncharacterized. Gene Ontology annotation, biological process: transmembrane transport. Gene Ontology annotation, cellular component: plasma membrane; fungal-type vacuole membrane. Lineage: Eukaryota; Fungi; Ascomycota; Eurotiomycetes; Eurotiales; Aspergillaceae. Gene Ontology annotation, molecular function: transmembrane transporter activity. The coding region runs from base 1 to 1452 and encodes 483 amino acids. The transcript is spliced from 4 exons. The record is from RefSeq and is a predicted model, not a curated record.